Messenger RNA from Fraxinus pennsylvanica, 384 nucleotides. NCBI's taxonomy places the organism in Eukaryota, Viridiplantae, Streptophyta, Magnoliopsida, Lamiales, Oleaceae. The record is from the annotation of a GenBank genome assembly.
AUGGGCGAUUCGGGUAUUGCAUCAAAAGAGGGCCUAGUCAAGCAGGUUAGCGUUGAGAAGGAUAUAAAUCUGGGUAUUGAUGUGCCUGCUUCUGGUGGUAAUUUAAGUCAAUACGCUCAAUUUACUAAUGCUUCGAAGGUCGAAGGGAAAAGAAGUGGCAAUGUGGCAUUUUCUAGGAAAGCUCAACUUGAACGACUACUAGAAUGCAAUGGAGAUGAAGUUCUAAAGGCAGAAGGUGGUACCAAGGUCCGGAAGUUCACAGAGUGGGCUCUUAAAUGUUCAAGUGUCCACUCUCAUUGCCAGGAAAAUAGAGAUGAAGUGGGAUUCUACCACCGCGAUUCAGCUACAUCUAUCUGCUUUUCAAGCCAUUGUAGAUCUUACUAG